AUGUCAGAUAAACUAAUGGAGCUGGGUCUGAUUGCGAAUUCUGCCCGUCUUAUGGUUCACACAGUGGCCACAUUCAAUUCCAUCAAGGAGUUGAACGAGCGUUGGCGGUCCCUGCAGCAACUGGCUGAGGAGCGAAGCCAGCUCUUGGGCAGUGCCCAUGAAGUACAGAGGUUCCACAGAGAUGCUGACGAAACUAAAGAGUGGAUUGAGGAGAAGAACCAGGCUCUGAACACCGACAAUUACGGCCACGACCUAGCCAGUGUCCAGGCCCUGCAGCGCAAGCACGAGGGCUUCGAGAGGGACCUGGCAGCUCUCGGUGACAAGGUAAACUCCCUCGGGGAGACGGCCCAACGCCUGAUCCAGUCUCACCCUGAGUCCGCGGAGGACCUAAAGGAGAAGUGCACUGAGUUAAACCAGGCCUGGACCAGCUUGGGGAAGCGUGCGGACCAGCGCAAGGCCAAGCUGGGCGAUUCCCAUGACCUGCAACGCUUUCUUAGUGACUUCAGGUAA
Messenger RNA from Dipodomys ordii (Ord's kangaroo rat), 510 nucleotides. Its product is annotated as spectrin alpha chain, non-erythrocytic 1-like. Gene Ontology annotation, molecular function: actin filament binding. Lineage: Eukaryota; Metazoa; Chordata; Mammalia; Rodentia; Heteromyidae. The transcript is spliced from 5 exons. The record is from RefSeq and is a predicted model, not a curated record. Gene Ontology annotation, biological process: actin cytoskeleton organization. Bases 1 to 510 code for a protein of 169 amino acids. Gene Ontology annotation, cellular component: cortical actin cytoskeleton; plasma membrane; cell projection.